Messenger RNA from Vicia faba (fava bean), 1380 nucleotides. The record is from the annotation of a GenBank genome assembly. Lineage: Eukaryota; Viridiplantae; Streptophyta; Magnoliopsida; Fabales; Fabaceae.
AUGGUAACCAUAAAAGCUUCUUACGGUGUGACUCCAAAUGAAUCAACUCCAAAUGGUUCUUUAUGGCUCUCUGAUUUAGAUCAAGUUGUGCGUCUAAGCCACACACCACUUAUUUUCAUUUACAAACCAAAACAGAUUCCAGAAAAUGUCAUUGAAACCUUAAAAAACUCUCUCAGCAAGAUUCUUGUUCACUACUAUCCUAUAGCGGGUCGAUAUUGUUAUGCAAAAGGCGGUCGAGUUGAAUUGAAUCUCAAUGCAAAAGGAGCUGUUUUGACAGAAGCUGAAACCACAAAAACAGUUCAUGAAUAUGGUGACUUUUCACCUUCUGACUCUACAAAGGAGCUUAUUCCAAAAAUCGAUUAUGGUCAACCCAUCGAGGAAAUUCCGUUGCUUGUUGUUCAAGUUACAAGAUUCUCAAACAAAGAUGAAAGCUUUGUAUUUGCUAUUGGAGUUGCUUACUCUCACCCUUUAUCUGAUGGUGUUGGUUUUUCAAACUUCUUGAAUUCAUGGGCCAAAAUAGCAAGAGGUGAAACAUUAAAUUCUAAUGAAAUACCCUUUUUAGAUAGAAAACUUCUCAAAUUGUCGCACACUCCUUUAGAACUGCUUUUCGAACACGAAGAGUUGAAGCCACCACCACUCAUUCUAGGAAGAUCUGACACCAAUAUUGAAAGAAAGAAGAAAACAACAGCUGAGUUGUUGAAACUCACGGUAGAAGAAGUUGAAAAGUUGAAGAAAAAGGCUAAUGAAUUUGGUAUUCCAAAAGGGUCAAGGCCUUAUAGUAGCUUUGAAGAAAUUAGUGCACAUAUAUGGAAAAGUGCAUCUAAGGCGCGUGAUCUCGAAGAGAAUCAACAAAGUGUUGUUAGAUUCAAUGUUGAAAUUAGAAAUAGAAUAAGUCCAAAUCUUCCUAAGAAUUAUUAUGGGAAUGCUUUGAUUCAAACUUCAGCAAAAGGGUAUAUUGGAGAUAUCACAUCAAAGCCUUUGAGUUAUGUUGCAAUGAAGAUAAGAGAAGCAAAUGAGUUGAUAACAAAUGAGUAUAUAAGAUCACAGAUUGAUGUUAUUAGAGGUUUUGAGCAUUUGGAUGAUGCAAGGAAAUUGUUUAUAGGUGGAGAAGGUAAGAAUGCAACAUAUUAUGGGAAUCCUAAUCUUCGUAUAACAAGUUGGUUGAAUUUUCCUGCAUAUAAAGUUGAUUUUGGGUGGGGAAAACCAUUUUGCUUUGGAAUUGGACAUGUCUCUCCACAUGAUAGGGGAUUGAUUCUAUUGAGUCCUGAUGGAGAUGGUUCUGUUAUUGUGUGUAUGCAUUUUCAGGUUGAGUUGAUGGAGCUUUUCAAGAAGCUUUUCUUUGAGGAUUUAUAUGGAUUGUUCACAUCAGCAAGAUUGUGA